Molecule: messenger RNA, 1308 nt
Organism: Racocetra persica
Lineage: Eukaryota; Fungi; Glomeromycota; Glomeromycetes; Diversisporales; Gigasporaceae
Source: the annotation of a GenBank genome assembly
AUGAUUACAAUUGAAAAACAUAUCUCAUCCACUCUUUCACCUCUUAAUGAUACCUCCGAAACCCUUAAGACACCAUCUAUCAUAACCAAGAGCUAUUCCGAUGAUGAUCUACGUAGAUUACCAAAAAAAAUAGCAAAACGUAUAGAAAAUUUUAAACCACGUAGUUCACAACUUGAUCGAGAGCAAUUAGAAUCUGCUCAAGAUCCAUUUCGAGGAUUUUUUACUUUAUUCUGGAUUGCAAUGGGAUUCUAUGUUAUACAAACUUGGGCAAAAAACUUUGAAUCGGCUGGAAUUUUAUUUGAAUUAUCAUUCUUUAGAUUAUUUUCUCAAGAUGCUAUAUGUUUAAUUCUUAGUGAUGCUAUUAUGAUUGGUUCUAUGUUUUUUGCUGUCUUAUUACAAAAAUUGAUUGCAAUGCGUUGGAUUCGUUGGAGAUAUACCGGAAUGAUUAUUCAACAUUUAUUCCAGAUUUCAUUCUUGUUUGUACCUAUUUAUUGGACAUUUGUGAGAAACUGGCCAUGGGUUCAGAGCGGGUUCUUUGUUCUUCAUACAAUAUCAAUGUUAAUGAAAUUACAUUCAUACUCAUUUUAUAAUGGUGAAUUGUCUGAUUGGUCCCAUUGUUUAUCCGAUCUUAAAAAAGAAUAUUCAACUCUACUUGGUGAAUCAAAAAAAUCUGAUAAUGGCACUGAAAAACUUGUUCAAUUGGAUGAAUUAAAAGAAAAAAUUGCGCAAGUCGAAGGUUAUCUUGCUGGCCCUACAAAAACUAUUAAUUAUCCAAAUAAUAUAACUUUUAUGAACUUUGUGGAUUUUUUAUUGGUACCUACUUUAGUAUAUGAAUUGGAAUAUCCAAGGACUGAAAAAAUUCGUCCUUGGUAUGUUUUGGAAAAAAUUGUAGCGACAUUUGGUACUUUCUUUUUGUUAUAUCUCAAUACUGAAACAUACAUAAUUCCUACUUUGCCGAACGUUUCGACAUCGGCUUAUAAUUCUAUGAUACAAAUGUUAUUUCCUUUCAUGGUUAAUUAUCUAUUAAUUUUUUAUAUUAUCUUUGAGUGUAUUUGUAAUGUUUUUGCUGAAUUGACAAGAUUCGCUGAUCGUAAUUUUUAUGAUGAUUGGUGGAACAGUACAACUUGGGAAGAAUUUGCUCGAAAAUGGAAUAAACCAGUACAUCGUUUUCUAUUGCGUCAUUCUAAUCCACGAAUUAGUGAUGGUGGUUGUAUCAAAAAAGAUUCGAAUGUACUUGUUUUUCUUGCAAAUGUUUCAAUUACCAUUAAUUGCAUUGAGUCCACCUAUGUUGGGUAUAUUGUAUUGUAG